AUGGCUUCGUCACCAGAGGGCGAUCUUCCGGCGGAGUGGCUGCUUCCGCACGUACUCGCGGCGUUCCCCGAGACCCACUCGCCACAGCGCAAGAAGAACCUGACACUCGAACGCAGGGUCUAUGUCGCGGGCCACGGCGACUCAGAGUUUCCGCAGGAGACAUCUGCGCAACUGCUGGCGCUUGUGGAUGCCAACCUGGGCACUAUGUACGAGGAGUUCGCGGGCGAAAUCUACACGGGGCUUCCAGGGCGCCGCAAGAGACCGCCCUGGUCUGCCGCACAAUGGCAUCCUCGCAAGCUUCAAGAAAUGCAAACACCAGAGCUGGUGUAUGUGGUAUACUACGAUGCAAACACUAAUUCAGCACGCCAGCCGUUGGCGUUUGUAUCGCUGCUGUUGACGCACGAACCAGAAAUGGCCCCGCACGCUCGGGUGGUCUAUUUGUACGAGCUGCAUGUUGCGCACGUGAUCCAGCGCUGUGGCAUGGGCACGUGGCUUCUGCGUGAGUGCACGGGCGCGCUGGUGCGCGCCCUGGGUGUGUGGGUGGAUGGGUUUUGCGGCCUGGAGCUGACCGUGUUUCGUGCCAACACGGACGCGCUCCGUUUAUACUGUGAUCGUCUUGGCAUGCAGACGGCUCCGUGGUGGGCCCUCUCGUAUGGCACGGAGCGGGCCGAAUCGGAUGCGUCGGACCAGCCUGUGGCUGCGCGGGUGCGUCGUUCCCGACAACGCCACAACCGCCCUGCCUACUGCGUGCUUUUCUGGGAUGGUCGUCACUAG
This is a messenger RNA of Lachancea lanzarotensis, 774 nucleotides long. It is a transcript of the gene NAT4, whose product is annotated as LALA0S02e01464g1_1. Gene Ontology annotation, cellular component: nucleus. Gene Ontology annotation, molecular function: histone H2A acetyltransferase activity; protein N-terminal-serine acetyltransferase activity; histone H4 acetyltransferase activity. The transcript has a single exon. The record is from RefSeq and is a predicted model, not a curated record. NCBI's taxonomy places the organism in Eukaryota, Fungi, Ascomycota, Saccharomycetes, Saccharomycetales, Saccharomycetaceae. Bases 1 to 774 code for a protein of 257 amino acids.